This is a messenger RNA of Staurois parvus, 348 nucleotides long. NCBI's taxonomy places the organism in Eukaryota, Metazoa, Chordata, Amphibia, Anura, Ranidae. The record is from the annotation of a GenBank genome assembly.
UCAUGCUGCUGCCAGGUCCAGAGUCUCUCAUGGGUCCCUUUACGGCCUCCCAUUGCUGCUGUCUCCAUCGCCACACUCUGCCAUGUGCCACUUUCAGGUCUCCUCACACACUGCUGGUGUGUUGAAUUUUUUGACAUAGGGUGCUGGCAGAUUACGGGCCUCCCAUAGCUGCUGCCAGGCCCCUAAUCUGCCAUGGGCCCCUAUACCGCCUCCUCAUGCUGCUGCCAGGUCCAGAGUCUCUCAUGGGUCCCUGUACGGCCUCCCAUUGCUGCUGUCUCCAUCGCCACACUCUGCCAUGUGCCACUUUCAGGUCUCCUCACACACUGCUGGUGUGUUCAAUUUUUUGUC